Molecule: messenger RNA, 2619 nt
Organism: Cucumis sativus (cucumber)
Lineage: Eukaryota; Viridiplantae; Streptophyta; Magnoliopsida; Cucurbitales; Cucurbitaceae
Product: probable glycosyltransferase At5g03795
Exons: 6
Coding region: 441-2066 (541 amino acids)
Molecular function (GO): glycosyltransferase activity
Source: RefSeq, a predicted model, not a curated record
UAUUAUGCAUAAGAACCGUUCCCGCAUUUGUCGCCACUGUGUAAUUUCCCUCCAUUUGCUUCCACUCCCUCUGUUUUCCAUUUCUGCUCUUCUUUUCUUUUCCCCUUCUUUCUCAUUCUUCCUUCAUUCUCCAUCCUUUCAUAUCCUUUCCCGUUUCUGUUCUUCUCUGACUUCAUCACCAUCUUCAUUUUGGUCCAGUUUUCUCUGUUUCCGGCUUUCUGAACCCAGGUGCUGAAGUCUCAUGAUAUCCGACUGCAUUCAAUGAGACAGAAAACUUAAUUGAGUCCUUUUAAGCUCUGACAUCCUUUUAGAUGUUGCCUGGCCUUGAAUACUUGUUCCAAUGGAUUAAACUUCUAUAUCUGUUCUCACAUCACAAUGAUGCAGUGUUCUAGAACUAGUCUUUCAUGGAUCGAUAGGGUUGCAAACGUUGUUACAAUGAAAUGAAUAAACUAUUGCAGCGUUUUUCUCUAUACGUAAUGAGAGAAGUCUUUAGGAUUUCAAUAAGUAAUAAAAUAAAUUGGACAAAAGUAUGUCUUAUUGGUGCCAUUUUGACUGUUGGAGGCAUUGCCCUUCAAGUGUUGAUACUUCCUUAUCCAUUGCACACAUGGUUCGUUUCUCGACCAGCAACAGUUAUAUUAUAUGAAUCCAUGGAGGAAACCAUGGAAUUAAAUGAAACCCACAAGAAUAGUACAGAAAGGGUCCCAUUGAUACUGUUGAACUCUGUUGUCCUGCAAAAUGCUACAGAUCAAAUGGUUCAACUUGUUUCAGUGAAUCAGGAGAGAGAGACAUCUCCUAAAAAAAGAAAAUCAUCUAGAAGAAGGAAGCAUACCAAAUUGAAAGAGAAGCCAAUUAUUCUAACUCCUCCUCCUCCACCUAGGAGACCACCCUCUGCAUUGGAGAGGCAUGUUUGGUCCUUGAAGCCUGUGGAAGCACUUGCUUAUGCAAAGGAGGAGCUUAAGCAUGCUCCAACAGUAAUAGAUGAUGCUGAUCUGUAUGCCCCUUUGUUCUUGAAUGUAUCUAUCUUCAAAAGGAGUUAUGAACUGAUGGAACUGAUACUCAAAGUUUACAUAUACCGAGAUGGAUCUAGACCUAUCUUUCACACUCCCCAUCUGAGGGGAAUUUAUGCUUCUGAAGGGUGGUUUAUGAAGCUGAUGGAGGAAAACAGGCAGUUUGUCACCAAAGACCCAGAAAAGGCGCACUUAUUUUAUCUUGCAUAUAGUUCUCGUCAGCUGCAGACGGCUCUUUAUGUGCCUGAUUCUCACAACAUGAAACCAUUGUCAAUAUACCUGAGGGACCAUGUGAAUUGGAUUGCUGGAAAGUAUCCAUAUUGGAACCGCACACACGGCUACGAUCAUUUCCUUGUUGCUUGUCAUGACUGGGGCCCCUAUACUGUCAAUGAACAUAGAGAACUUAGCCAACACACCAUAAAGGCUUUAUGCAAUGCUGAUCUCUCAGAAGGGGUUUUCAAACUUGGGAAGGAUGUUUCCUUGCCAGAAACUACUAUAAGGACACCAAGGAAACCACUUAGGAAUGUUGGUGGGAAAAGGGUAUCACAGCGGCCAAUUCUUGCUUUCUUUGCUGGGAACAUGCAUGGGAGAGUCCGUCCAAUACUUCUGAAGCAUUGGAAUGACAAAGAUGAUGAUAUUAGAGUUUAUGGACCUUUGCCACUGAGAGUCUCCCGUAAGAUGACAUAUAUACAACAUAUGAAGUCAAGCAAAUACUGCAUAUGUCCAAUGGGAUACGAAGUGAACAGCCCAAGGAUAAUUGAAGCCAUUUACUAUGAAUGUGUCCCGGUAAUUAUUGCUGAUAAUUUUGUGCUUCCUUUUAGUGAGUUUCUUGAUUGGAGUGCAUUCUCUGUGGUAGUGGCUGAAAAGGAUAUUCCCAAGUUGAAGGAGAUUCUAACGGCUAUCCCAUUGAAGAGAUAUCUUACAAUGCAGAUAAAUGUGAAGAUGGUUCAGAAACACUUUCUUUGGAACCCAAAACCCCUUAAGUAUGAUUUGUUUCACAUGGUUCUGCACUCAAUUUGGUUUAGUAGACUGAAUCUGUUUCCAAUCCCUCGGACAUAAUACCUCUUUGAUCUUCUGAUUUGAAUGAAAAACUGUGUAGAACCGAAUGUCUUAACAGAGCUCAGGAGUUUACGGAAAAGAGUAAUUUACUGUGGAGUAAGAAGAAAGUUGUCCCAAGUUUGUUGCCUCGAUGUUGGUAUUGUCUUGAGUAGAGUCUAUAUAUAUUGUCAUCUUGAUAAUUAACACAACCACGCCUAAGGAAUAGAAUGGCACUCGGGAUUCAAGCAGCAUAUGUACAGCUGUGUGUUCCAGUCUCCACUGUACGAAAGACAAGGAAAAAGAAGACGUUGUCACUUCAUAUGCAAAUGCUGCAGCACAGAGGAAACCUUUGUAUUGUUGAAGAUAUACAUACACCCAUACACAUUAUACAAAGUAGAUACUGUAAGUUAAUAUUUUUCUUGGCGAAUAAAUUACUGUAAAUUUGAUGGAUUGGUUAAGUAAAUAAAUUGAUUUAUCAAUACAGAAUAAAGAUUUGAGGGAGCAAUUUACCAGAUGUAGACUACUUGCUUAUAUAGAUUUUAACGAACAUCUAGUAAGAUUUUCAUUUCUUUCA